AUGGCCGACGAGACCAACGCAAGCGCAUCAUCUGCGCAGGAGCCCCCGAUUGCUGCAGAAGGGCUUGCUGCAGAAAACAAUGCGCUCGAUCAAGACACCAACAUGCUCGAGGACCCAGCCCCAAAAGAGUCUUCGCAGUCACCCGUGCCAAACACGCCUGCUGUAGCUUCAGACAAUCCCCUCGAUGCGCCCGACGGCCCCCGCCCUGAAGCAGAAGAUGCAGACGGCCAGGACGACGAGGAAAUGGGCGGCGUCGAUGACGCCAAGAAAGAAAAGGACGGCGAUGGCGCGCAAGCCACUGACCCAGAGGCACAAGCCAAAGCCGAUCUUCAAUCUGCUGCGCGCUCACAUUUUGUCAAACAGACAUAUGCGACCAUCAUCCCCAGUUAUGCCACCUGGUUCGACAUGCGCUACAUCGACUUCCGCGAGCGCAAGGCGCUGCCCGAGUUCUUCAACGGCCGCAAUCGCAGCAAGACGCCCGCAGUGUACCGCGAUUACCGUGACUUCAUGAUCAACACCUACCGCUUGAACCCCUCCGAGUACCUCACAGUGACAGCCUGCCGAAGGAACUUGGCAGGAGAUGUCUGCGCCAUCAUGCGCGUACACGCCUUCCUUGAGCAAUGGGGACUCAUCAAUUACCAGGUCGACCCUCAAGAACGGCCUUCGAAUAUUGGACCUCCUUUCACAGGCCACUUCCGCGUCACGGUCGACACACCUCGCGGACUACAGCCAUUUCAGCCAGGCCCAGGCUCCAAAAUCACUGAUGGCAAGCAGCACGCAGGUACCGACCGCGCCGCGAGCUUGCAACCCACUGCCAAGAGCGAGACCAAAACGCUCGCUGGACGCAACAUCUACGAGGCAAACGGCAAGGAGGCUUCCGCCGAGCCCAAGGAGAAGGCUACCAAUGGCGAGGGAGCCGCGAAUGGUGGCUCAGUAGAUGUAAAGGAUCUCGAAGCUGCAGUCAAGGAGCCCCUCAAAGUGAUCAACUGCUUCAGCUGCGGUGUCGACUGCACUCGCGUACAUUUCCACGAAGCCAAGCCAUCCGAACAACCCGGACAGACCAAGUCAGUAGGUGGAUUGAAGCGCGAUCUGUGCCCCAGGUGCUUUGUUGAAGGCAACUUCCCAUCCGGCACGUCAUCAGCAGACUUCGCCAAAAUCUCAACACCUGAGUCUGCAUUAGCUUCAGAGACCGAGGAGAAGUGGACAGAAGAGGAGACUCUUCUUCUUCUCGAAGGCCUUGAGGAAUUCGAUGACGAUUGGAAUCGUGUUGCCGACUACGUAGGAACUAAGACGCGUGAGCAAUGUGUCAUGAAAUUUCUCCAACUCGAGAUUGAAGACAAGUACAUUGAAGCCGAGCUCCCAGAGUCGCAAUCCGCAGCCCCUUCAACCAAAUUUUUGCGCGACCUUGAGUACCUCAGCCAAGGUCGCGUUCCCAUCCACCACGCCGAUAACCCUAUUCUCAGCGUCGUCAGCUUCCUCGCCGGUCUUGCUCCUGCAAACGUCACCGAAGCCGCAGUGGCAUCUGGUCGCAGUGUCGGUGAAAUGAAACGCAUGCUCCAAGACAAAAUCAACAAAGCCCCUACCGCGCCCUCGGAAAAGGGUAAAGAGAAGGAGGGGGGCGAGAUAUCGACACCCUCGGCCACAACCACGGACGUCAAGCCCGAAACCGCAGAAGAUGCCAUGGACAUUGAUUCCACCACCGCUACUGCCAGCAAGGACGCAUCAGCCAACAAAGACGACAGCCUCAGUAAUCCUCUGGUCACCCUUCCCUUUGCCCUCAGCGCCGCCCGUUCCUCUGCCCUCGCCUCCCACGAAGAACGCCACAUCACGCGCCUCGUCUCCGGCUCGGUGAACCUGCAACUGCAAAAGCUCUCCCUCAAACUCGCCCACUUCAACGACUUUGAAAAACUACUCUCCGCCGAGCGACGCGAUCUCCAGCGUCGUAGACAGCAAUUAUUCCUCGACAGACUCAACUUUCAGCGUCGUGUCAGGGCGCUCGAAGACGCGACGAAGAAGGUUGCGAGUAACCUGGGCGGCCAGGGCCUGCCGGGCAGUAUGAAUAGCGAGGAGGCGGUUGCGGCGCUCACAGAGGCCGUGAGGGCGUUUGGAGUCGGUAGGGGCGAGGAGAGCGUGGGCGUCAAGAGCGAUGUUGGUAUGACGGAUGUUGCGCCCGUUGCUGAGGGAAAUGAGGGGUAUGCAAAGUUGGAGAUUUGA
Molecule: messenger RNA, 2214 nt
Organism: Plenodomus lingam JN3
Lineage: Eukaryota; Fungi; Ascomycota; Dothideomycetes; Pleosporales; Leptosphaeriaceae
Biological process (GO): positive regulation of DNA-templated transcription
Cellular component (GO): SWI/SNF complex
Molecular function (GO): DNA binding; histone binding
Source: RefSeq, a predicted model, not a curated record